This is a messenger RNA of Fusarium vanettenii 77-13-4, 2751 nucleotides long. RefSeq lists its product as uncharacterized. Gene Ontology annotation, molecular function: protein binding. The record is from RefSeq and is a predicted model, not a curated record. The transcript is spliced from 5 exons. NCBI's taxonomy places the organism in Eukaryota, Fungi, Ascomycota, Sordariomycetes, Hypocreales, Nectriaceae. Bases 1 to 2751 code for a protein of 916 amino acids.
AUGGUUGCGGAGGCUGCCGGCGACGAGGCUGCCACCCCGCCCAGGACCGCGCUCACGUUUCUGGAUCUCCCGGCCGAGACUCAACAGGAGAUUUUGUCCCAUUGCUCUCAGUCGGAUCUGAUAUGUUGCGCGCUCGUCUCCCGGCACUUCCACGACCUCGCCUCUGCUCAGCUCUACCGCAGCUUCAACAUUCUCUUCCCAGAUGACGACGAUGUCAGAUUCGAGUCACCCAUCGAUGGCCUCGCAGGUGGCCUUGACACCUUCACCACGAGCGAGUACAACUAUGCCAAGCAUCUCAGGGAACUGUCCAUGGAUACGGUGAGCACUGGCAUUAAGGCUGAACAUGCCUAUAAACCGUAUCUAUACAGUGCUAGUUGCGGCAAGUUUCUGAACACUCUUCUCUACCUGACCCUGAAGAAGGCCAAGUCGCUCGAGACCUUCAGGUGGAACAUCCGAGUCGAACUCAGUAGACCUGUCUACCGAGAACUACACAAGAUCAGGACAUUGACCAAAUUCCACAUUCGCAUGCAAGCUGGAGAGACCUAUUACACGACGCCGCCCCCUCUUCCACUGGUCAUUGACGAACCUCCACCAGUGACUGCUCAUUAUUAUGACAUCCCUCCGCCUCCGCCCCCACCGGUCUUCUCAGCUCCUCUCGCUGGCGUGAACUCGGGACCGGUUUUGAGCGCUUCGCCUCCUUCCAUGCUGCCCCUGUCGAAGCAGUUUUCCAAGUCAAAGAUUGGAAAACGUGGGUCAGAGGCUCAGGAGCCCCCAACACUUUCAGGAUUCAAGAGACUAAAAAGCCUCUCCGUCCUUGACAUAGACAGUCUCGAGUCGGUAACUGAGCUGAAAGCAUGUGUUAGAAACUCAGCCUCAACCCUCACUGAGUUGCACCUGUCCCUCUCUGAGUCAAUGGCGCUGCAGGCGAGGCGACCGCCGCCCGAUUCUGAUCCGGAUGAUUCCGACGUCGACGAUGAGUUCCAGGUUGUCCCCGCUUCUCAAAGCACCAAUUUCGAUGCAACUGGCCCUGCAAAGACAUUCCGUUCUCAAGAGGAACGCAAGCUUCAAGAAGCUAUCCUAGGGAGGAUCUUGGAUGUUGAAUCAUCCAUCACUAAGAAACCGGCAUUGCAUCACAGCCCCCGGGAUGUGGCGUGCAGUCAACCAGAAGGCCAGGAGUCGGACAACAAUGGCAACUCGGCCGACCCUCGUGACGAGUUUGUAUCAUCUAUCAAGAGUGUGUCUUCAAAGUUGAUGUCGCAUGUCAACGGUUCUCGUGACUUCACCUCUGCGCAACAGGACAUUUUGGAUAUGAUCGAAAAGGCUGCAAGAAAGUACGCAGAGUCUUGCGAACAGCCAUCUCAACAGCCUGAUGGACCAUCUGAUAGCGGCUCAACGCCGCCUAAAGAUGGUGAAGCGCAACCGGCUGAGAAAGAUGCCAGUUCGGAUUCAGAGACCAAGCCUUCGGUAACCUUACCUGAUCGAUCCAAAAACAAGGCAUCCAACGGCGAUUUGUCCCCCGACGACAUCGAAAUUGAGCAUUUGGAUAUGGUGGAAGACAUGGAUGAGGAGUCGGAUGAACAGCAAACCAAGGAUUCGGAUGACAAGCAACCUGAACCGCAACCCCAAGAAACGUCAGAGCCGGCUUCUUCCUCGAAGACGCCAUCGAAGACGCCACCCCCUAUCUCUAAAUCCAGCCUCAAGAAACUGGCAACCGACGCCGAAGUCCAUAAAGUCCAGAAAGAACUCAACGAAAAGCCACUGGCAAACAGUGCUGAGCUGCAAAAGUCGAUGGACGACUAUAUCCGACAAACACGCGGAAUCGCCCUUGAAACUCUGGGAAUUCACCUCAUCCCGGUCAAAGCCUCAGUCCUGUCGAGGGCCAUUGACCUGAGGUGCAUCAGGAACUUGACCCUCCUCAAUGUGGGAAACCAGAGUCCAAUCUGGACGAUGCUUUCCAAGGAGAACAAGAUCCACCCGCUGGCGUUGCGGAGCGUGUUUACGGACAACGUGUCGACAGCAUUCCUCACCUGCAUGUCUCAGCUGGAUGAGCUCCAUGAUCUCUUCAUGCUGGAACGAAGCCCCAAGUUCAAGCCCGAGAGCUUCGCACCUCGAACCACUGUAACGAUUGAUCAGAUUCGCCGACUGGUGCUGAAGAAGCACAUGCCCACACUCAAGAGGCUCAUGAUCAAGGACGAGUCCAACAGUUCUGUCUGGGAUGCCAACCAAAAGGCAAUGAUUCUCAUCUGCAACCGCGGAGCACAGCUGGAGGAGCUGGCUCUGAGUAUGAACAUUCACGCGGUGCAUGCCUUUAUGCAAUACUUUGCUGGGUUGGUCAAUCUUCGUGCCAUCAACAUCCUGCGAUUCAGGAAUAAUGACACUUGUAUCUGGGUCAUGCGCGAAAUUCUCAACUUUAUCGUGGACAACCUCUCACACCAUCCCGAGUUGAAGCUGGAGUGGAUCGCAAUGGAAGAUGACAGGCUAGACCGAGUCAUCAGGCCUUCGGACACUCCUGAAGAGGCGCCCAAGAGGAGAGACAAGGGCAAAGAAAAGCUGUCUAUGGGUCUUCACCAUAAUGACAGCGCUCUCCCCGUGCUGCCGGCUUGGGCGUCCGAUAGUGAAAGCGAUGAAGAUGACGACGACGCGUCAAACUGUGGAAAGCGACUUCGGCUCAAAACAGUUGGGGUGUUGCAGUUUUUCGAAGUUUGGGGGGUCAGAAUCUUUGACAAGGAGAUUCGGACUGGACGACUGUAA